AUGAGCGAUUAAGAAAGGAAUGCAAGUUUUAUAAAAGAGAAAAAUGUUUAAAAAAUAUACAAAUUAAUACCAGAUUCAUUACCAGAUGAAAUGAAAGAGGCUCUAAAAAGUUCUGUUGACAAUUUUGCUUAAGAAAAUGCAGAGCUAGAAAAAAUUGAAGAAUAUGUUUCUAAGAUUAAUUCAGAUGAUAUUAAUAUUUCAUACUAUGGACUAAAUCGAUGUCGAAAAUUAUUGAGCAAUUAAACUUUGUCAACAGAAUCGCUUAUUGAAUAAAUUCUUCAAACAAAUAUUCACAUAAAAAUUUUUGAUAUAGCCAAAAAUAAUAGUGUUCCGUUAUUAAAAUAUGAGGCGCUUUGGAUAAUUUGUAAUUUUGGAUGUGGCACAUAAAAAUAAAUAUAAAAUAUUUUAGAUAAUGAUGGAAUCAAUAUUCUUUUUCUGGCGCUUGAAUCAGAAUUUGAUGAAAUAAUUGAAUUAGGAGUUUGGGCAUUGGCAAACAUUUCAGGAGAUAAUGUUUAAUUUAGAGAUAUGCUUCUCUAAAAAGGAAUAAUUGAACCAUUAAUCAAAUUAGCAAUUAGGUAUAAAACUGAUACUUCUGAAAUCUUCAAAACAAUUAUGUGGGCUAUUAGUAAUUUAGCAAGAGGAAAACCAACCACAAAGAUUGUAAUUUAUUGACUUAAAUUAGUAUUAAAAGGAAUUAUUAUAUAUUCUUUCAGAUAUAAUAAAUAGCAUUGAGAAUGAAGAAUUGUUAAUAGAUGCUUGUUGGGGUUUGAGUUAUUUAAGCGAAUAAGAAAGUCAAAUAAAUACUUUAAUUAGCUAUGGAGUUGUCGAUAAAUUAACUUUACUACUACAAUCUGAAAAACAAAUAAUUAUAAUCCCUGCUUUGAGAAUCAUAGGGAAUAUUUUAACUGGUAACGAGACAUAAACAGAUCAUGUUUUAAACACUGGAGUGUUAUCAAGAUUCGAAGUAUUACUUUAACAUAAAAAUAAAGCAAUUCGAAGAGAAGUUAAUAUUAAUUUAUAUAUAAGGUAUGUUGGUCUAUAUCUAAUAUUGCAGCCGGUAAUGCAACUUAAGUAAAAUAAAUUAUCAGAAAUGAAUCACUUUUAAAGUCCCUAUUUAAAUUAUUAGAAUAAGAUAUCCUAGAAAUUAAAAAAGAAAUAGCUUUUUUUCUGUCUAAUUCUGCUAUUUAUGCAGACUUAGAUGACUUAGAUCAUCUUGUUAUGUCUCAUGAAUUUAUUAAAAAAUUAUCUAACCUUUUAGAUUUGAGUGAUAAAACAAUUAUUUAAGUUAGCCUUGAGGGGAUUUUAGAAUGGAUAAAGAGAGGUAAUAAUUACAUUUCAUUUAGUUCAACAUGAUGAAAAAUUUUAAGUAUACAAAAAAUUGAUUGAGGAUUCUAAAAUUAUUGAAAAAGUUGAAUAACUUUAAAAUCAUUCAUCUAAAGUAAUUUAUGAGAAUGCUUAUAAAAUAUUCGAAAUUUUAUGUCAUGAUCAAGAUAUCGAAGAUAUUUGA
Molecule: messenger RNA, 1507 nt
Organism: Paramecium pentaurelia
Lineage: Eukaryota; Ciliophora; Oligohymenophorea; Peniculida; Parameciidae
Source: the annotation of a GenBank genome assembly